This is a messenger RNA of Aspergillus terreus NIH2624, 1857 nucleotides long. Its product is annotated as Zn(II)2Cys6 transcription factor. The record is from RefSeq and is a predicted model, not a curated record. The transcript has 4 exons. Gene Ontology annotation, biological process: regulation of DNA-templated transcription; DNA-templated transcription. Gene Ontology annotation, molecular function: DNA-binding transcription factor activity, RNA polymerase II-specific; DNA binding; zinc ion binding. Bases 1 to 1857 code for a protein of 618 amino acids. Lineage: Eukaryota; Fungi; Ascomycota; Eurotiomycetes; Eurotiales; Aspergillaceae.
AUGGCAGAUGAUCGUCCAAAACGGGCGGAGGCUGGACCGGUCUCCAAGCCCUGUGUCCGAUUGACCUGCGAACUGUGCCGCCAACGUAAGGUCAAAUGCGACAAGCUCAAUCCGUGCACUAACUGCCAACGGCUGGGUGCUACGUGCGUCCCCGUGGAGCGCGCGCGUCUCCCUCGCGGCCGUUCCAAAAGGCCAUCUAACAAUCCGCCCGGCGAUGAGUCGGUGUUGCGAGAACGAGUGUCCCGGCUCGAGGAGCUCGUACGCCAGAUGACAGACGGAGAUGCCAGUAACACAGAGACACAAUCGUCAUCACACAGCAGAGUUGCGGCAACCGUAGACACCCACAAUUCAGGCCCAUCUCUAGGCAGUUCUUAUGGGCGAGAUGUCCCCAAGCGGACAGAGGGUCUUGAAACCGGAGAGCUCGAGAAGGAAUUAUGUCGGGUAUUCUUCGAGAAAGUCGAUCCGUACUUUAAGAUCCUCCAUAAGCCCUCAUUAAGCCGCCUCUUGCUCGCUGGCGAGCCCUAUCUGGACUAUGUGCCAGGGCACCCGGCACCUACGGCAUUAGCAUACGCCGUGUAUUAUGCUGCCAGCUGCAGCCUGAGUGAUGCAGAAUGCAGUCAGAAAUUUCAUACAAGCAAACCCGUACUUAUUGACCGGUACCAAACAGGGACAGAAUCAGCUCUAGCCCGGCUAGACUUCAUGGCAUCUAACGACCUCACCAUCUUACAAGCAUUCGUUCUGUUCCUUCUCGCCUCCCGGACGCAGGAUCAAAGCCGCCGCGUCUGGACGAUGCUGAGCAUGGCCGUCCGCAUCGCACAAGCCCAGUUCCUCCAUCGGCCAGAACCACCUUUCCCAGUGCGACCCUUCGAGCGCGAAAUGCGCCGGAGACUCUGGGCGGGCAUCGGGUUCCUCGAUGUCGAAGCCUCCCUGGACCGCGCCUCAGAGCCCAUGAUGCAGUCCACCUGGCUCACGUCGCAUCCGCCGCUCAACAUCAACGACAGCGAGAUCAGCUUCGACAUGGAGACCGCCCCAGCGCAAGAAUCCGCCGGCUUCACCGACAUGACCUUCACGAUGAUCGUCUUCAAAGCGCAGUCCGUCUCGCGGCUCCUCACCUUCUCCCACUUUAUGGAAAACACUGCCAACUCCAUCACCAUGCGCCAGCAUCUCGUCAUCGGCUUCCAGCAGACGGCAUCACUGCUGCUGCUGCACGCCGACCCAGACCGCAUCCCCUUCCACUGGUUCACGCGCGCCGUCGCAGAAUGCACCAAUUCCUCCCUGCAGCUGAUCACCCUGCGGCCGCUACAGCGGAUCCCGGGGUUUGUGCCGCCGCCCGUGCGCGGCGACCGGCUGCUGCAGGUCGCAGUCGACGUGCUGCUAAAGUCCGAGAGCCUGCGCAGCGACCCCCGCGCCGCCCCGUGGCAGUGGGUCGAAUACGCAUUCGUGCCGUGGCACCCGCUCGCCGUCGCCCUCGCCGAGCUCUGCGAGUGCGACGACCCCGCGCUCAUGGACAAGUUCUGGGACCCUGUCGAGCGGGCCUACGAGAGUCUGGGCGAGCUCGUCGCCGACUCGCGCAAGGGGGCCUUCUGGAAGCCCCUGGAGAAGAUGAUGACCCAGGCAAGGACAAAGAGGACGGCGCUUCGUGGUAAACCCGCUAAUGGCGGGUAUGCUGGCGUGGGCUUUGCGGCCGUCAAUUCGGCUCAGUUGCCUUCUUGUUCGCAGUCGGACAUUCGGACGUCGUUGGCGCUGGAUCCCGUUGCGGACCAGAGUACCGGCGUCUAUGUUCCUGCGUCUUCGGGUGCGAUCAUGCCGCAGGCUGCUGUGUUUGGUGCCUGGCCAUAUGUCCUGGCUGAACUAUGA